Molecule: messenger RNA, 2454 nt
Organism: Vespula pensylvanica (western yellowjacket)
Lineage: Eukaryota; Metazoa; Arthropoda; Insecta; Hymenoptera; Vespidae
Exons: 5
Coding region: 1006-2235 (409 amino acids)
Source: RefSeq, a predicted model, not a curated record
GUCAACUCGGGCCGCAUACCACGGUGGCGCGUCUUUCUCGAACGUGGCCAGUAAAACACGUAAUUGCUUUCAAUUCGAUCCACGCGCACGAUUCAUAUUCUCGUCAUAUUCGUUAUCAGUGUAUUAACGAAAUUUCUUGAAGAGUGCUCUGUGACGUUUGUGUUUAUCGUGCUCGAUAGCUAGUCAGGCAAUCGAUCGAACAAGUAGUCACGAUGCUCAACGAUCUUGAGCGUGGCUUUGAAACGCGAACGAUCGUUCGUAGAUCGGAUCACAGUGGUCGAUAAAAGAGGAAGAUCGUUGAAAUACGCUGUAUGUGGUACAUCAGGUGGUCAGAAAAUAAUCAUGGAGAGUGUCCUCGAAUAACCUUGAAGAUCACGCCUAUGAUCGUUACCUGUACGACCAUCUUAAAACUCGCUCUAGAUAAAAUUAUUCUUUUUCUUUUUCUUCCUCUUCCUCUUUCUCUUUCUUUCGUUAGGUUUACUUACACGAACGAAAGAAACUACGUCUUUCGUGCGAGUCACUCCUCGAAUUAAAUGAUACGUCUACAACGAUCAGUUUCAUCGAUCUCCUUGAUCGAGAUUGUCGAAGAUCGCGGAUAAGAUAUUGGUAUCUAUUUAAUAUUUUAAUCUUUGAUUAUUCCAUCCAAAAGGAACAAGUUCGUGCUCGAUAGUUAUUCGCAAAACCCAAGUGUACCUUUCCCGAUCGAUACCUGUACCUGAACCGUGGGAUACAAUUCGAAACAGGUGGAGGACGGUCGCUAGGAUAAAACUUUUUUUCGUCGUUGUUGUCUUGAGAGAAAGUCGGACCAUUGGGAGUACUUCCAACGACAGAACAACGCCGGAUGUCUAUCUUCGGUAGUAGACCGUUAUCUGAACGAGCAAUCGUUGGGACUCGAUAAGAGUUAAUAACGAUUAAAAAAAAAAAAAAAAAAAAAGAAGAAGAAGAAGAAGAGAAAGAGAAAGAAAAAAAACUUCAUUAUAUCGAGUUCUUUACAAGAGAAACAACAUGGCCUUGGCGAAGAUCAAGAAUUUUAUCGACAACGGCUUGAAAACCGUGUCGACGCCUUUGGAUCGUACCGUCAACUUAGAACCGGAAGUAGGCGUCAGAAUCGUUCAUUCGCCGAAUGAAAAAACUCUCUGCGUAACCGUCAUUGGUGCAAGACAUCUACCACAAAAUUUUGGCUUUACCAGGGUCAACAGUUACGUCGUCAAGGUGAAGCUAAUACCAAGUAAAGAAAAAUUCGAGACAACUUCGAAAAACGAAUCGUGGCCUCAAUGGAACGAGGAAUUCACUUUUCAUUUGCGAAAAGAGACAAAGAUCAAGUUCGGUAAGUCGAAGGUCGUCGAGGAAGAAAUAAAUGGCUCGAAAUUCAUCGUAGUCACGCUCUAUGCCAUUCUCGAAGACAAACCGUUGAUAGCAACGGAAAAGAAAGAAGCUGAUAAGGAGAAAAAUUCGUCACCUGCGAAAGACUCUGCAAAAAAGGGUGGUAAAAAAGGACAGGAGGGAUCAUCGAAUGAUCAUCAGGAUAGCUCUAAGAGUAAGAUAUUUGGUCAGUUUUUUAGUAUAGGACACGAUAAAAAUUCGGAUGGUCAAAUCAGCGAAAGGAAGAUCUUCGACAAAAGAAGAACCGUCGGUGCAACCACGAUAUCUCUCGAUUCGAAAAACUUCACGAUAAAACCACCAAAACCAAAGCACGCCAGUGACGUAUCUACUGGUGACUUGUGGAGACCGCUCAGACCGAUCAGCAGUGGCAUUUCUGUUUCCGAUGAUAAAAAAGAAAAUAAAAAGGGCAAAAUCGAGUUGUCCCUUUGUUUUGAAAAAACAGAUAAAAAGGAUGAUAAUGGUGGACUCCUCGUGUUAUGUCUUCAUCGUUUGAGAUGUUCUCUACAAACGAUGCACGAACACGAAGCAUUGAAGGGACAGAUGUACCUGAAAAUGUCGGUCAUUGAGAGCGGCAGGAUAACACAUUUUUGGAAGAGCGAUCGUUUCGCACCUUGUGUUUCGAUGAAAUUUUCACCUGACAUGGCUAGGGUCGCUGCAGAAAAUCCUUACGAGGGUGCUCUCAAGGAUGUGAGCUUCGUCAUAAAAUACGUCUCGAAAAAUAAAAUGGGUAAGAAAACGACAGUCGGUCAUUUUGCUAUCGGAUCCGACGUUGGUGGCCCUUAUGGCGAGCAAUGGAAACAGGCUCUGGCGAAACCAGGCCAGCAGAUAACGAAAUGGCAAUCAUUCGAGUAAAAAUGCAUUCGUCAAAAUAUAACUUUUUUCAUUCCGUUAUUCUUUCACUUGCCGGAGAUAAAUUUUUUAUGGUAUUCGUAAAAAAAAAAAAAAAAAAGAAAAAAUUGUAGAUAUAACGAUACAAAUAUGAAAUGUCUAUUUUAGUAUACUGAAAAUAUUAACCGUCCACUACAAAUAUAAUGUUUAAUAAGAAGAAUUCAAUUAAGUUUAUUUUGGUGA